AUCUUUUGUGGCGUAGUCAUUAUUGGUGGGGAAUAAAAUGCGGAUAGUUGUGUUGAUUUUGUGCUUGGUUGCCCUGGGAAGUGGUCAGCAUUGGCCAAACUUCUGGGAUGGCCGAACGGGUAUUGUGCAUUUGUUUGAGUGGAAAUUCCGUGAUGUGGCUGAUGAGUGUGAACGCUUCCUGGCACCCAAAGGCUAUGCCGGUGUUCAGUUGUCACCAGUCAAUGAGAACGUAAUCAUUCCCAAUCGUCCAUGGUGGGAACGCUACCAACCAAUUUCCUACGUCCUCACAACACGAUCUGGAAAUGAGCAGGAUUUCUUAGAUAUGUCCAGAAGGUGCAAUGCGGUGGGAAUUCGAAUUUACGUUGAUGUUCUCCUGAAUCACAUGUCUGCAGAUAAUUAUCCAUCAGAUGGAACUGCUGGUAACUGGGCAGAUACAUCACAACGUUGGUGGCCAGCUGUUCCAUAUGGUCCCAAUGACUUCAAUCCUCGCUGCGAAAUUCACAACUGGGACGAUCCAUGGGAGAUCAGACAAUGCGAACUAGUUGGUCUGCAUGAUCUCAACCAAGGCACCGAGCACGUACGUAGUAUGUUGGUGAACUUCCUGAAUCACCUUGUCGAACUGGGUGUUGCUGGUUUCCGCGUUGAUGCUGCAAAGCACGUCUGGCCUCAUGAUCUCGAAGUAAUCUACAAUCGCGUUAAUAAUCUGAACACUAACUUCGGCUUUGCUCCUGGAAGUCGCCCUUACAUCUAUCAGGAAGUUAUUGAUCUAGGUGGAGGUGGAAUUCGGUAUGAAUACACACCUCUAGGAGCUAUAACAGAAUUCAAGUUCUCCGCCGAAAUUGGAGGAGCCUUCAGACGUUACAACGAUCUGCGUUGGUUGCGGAACUUCGGUCCUGAAUGGGGCUUUGUUCCAUCUGAUGUUGCUCUGGUAUUUGUCGACAAUCACGAUAACCAGCGUGGACAUGGAGCAGGUGGUGAAGCCAUUCUGACCUACAAACAGCCUAGACAAUACAAGAUGGCAACAGCCUUCACAAUGGCCUGGAACUACGGAACAAUUCGUCUAAUGUCGUCAUUUGCCUUCGAUCAUGGAGAUCAGGGACCACCUCAGGAUGCCAAUGAGAACAUCAUUUCCCCAUCAAUCAAUCCCGACAACACUUGUGGCAAUGGAUGGGUAUGCGAACAUCGCUGGAGGCAGAUCUACAACAUGAUUGGUUUUGCUAACCAAGUCAAGGGAACAUCAGUUAACGACUGGUGGGACAACGGCCAUAACCAGAUAGCCUUCUGCCGAGGAGAUCAAGGCUUCAUUGCUUUCAACAAUGAGGAUCACAACUUCAGUCAUACACUGCAAACCUGCUUACCAGCUGGAACGUACUGCGACGUCAUUUCCGGUGAAAAUACCGGAAAUGGUUGCUCAGGCGUCACAAUCACAGUAAACUGGGAUCAAACAGCUCACAUUGUCAUCCCUGUUGAUCACUAUGACGGUGUUAUUGCCAUUCAUCGUGGUCCAACAUCGAGGAUCGGUUAA
Molecule: messenger RNA, 1525 nt
Organism: Lutzomyia longipalpis
Lineage: Eukaryota; Metazoa; Arthropoda; Insecta; Diptera; Psychodidae
Product: alpha-amylase 2-like
Exons: 2
Coding region: 38-1525 (495 amino acids)
Biological process (GO): carbohydrate metabolic process
Molecular function (GO): alpha-amylase activity; cation binding
Source: RefSeq, a predicted model, not a curated record